Oppia nitens is the source of this 1100-nucleotide messenger RNA. Its product is annotated as eukaryotic translation initiation factor 3 subunit F-like. The coding region runs from base 164 to 1009 and encodes 281 amino acids. Gene Ontology annotation, molecular function: translation initiation factor activity; metallopeptidase activity; translation initiation factor binding. The transcript has a single exon. NCBI's taxonomy places the organism in Eukaryota, Metazoa, Arthropoda, Arachnida, Sarcoptiformes, Oppiidae. Gene Ontology annotation, cellular component: eukaryotic translation initiation factor 3 complex, eIF3m. Gene Ontology annotation, biological process: translational initiation. The record is from RefSeq and is a predicted model, not a curated record.
UAUGUGGUUAACACCUCUAAUAGUAGUUUUUAAUGUGUUUGUGACGCAUGCGUUGUAAAGGUGUUACUGUUGACAGCAUUGCACGCGUUGGCAGUGAUUACACAAUUGACACACAAUUAUCACAUAUUUUGACCAUAAGUUUGGCCACCAAUUGGUGAUAAUCAUGACAUCAAUAACAGUAAGGAUACAUCCGGUUGUAUUGUUCAACAUCGUUGAUAUCUAUCAACGCCGCAAUUCGGAUGCCAAUCGGGUGAUCGGCACACUUCUUGGCCAACAAGACAAGUCGGGUAACGUCGAGAUCAGCAACUCGUUUGUUGUGCAGCACAGGGAGGCUAACAAUGAGGUGGCCAUCGAUAUCGAAGUGGCCAAAGAACUGUAUGAAUUACACCGCAAAGUGAAUCCAAAUGAAUCGAUUAUCGGUUGGUUUGCUACCGGCGGCGGUGAAAUCAACGAGUAUUCAGUUGUCAUUCAUGACUACUACUCUCGUGAGACAACAAUUCCGAUUCACUUGACUGUUGACCCGUCGGAUCGGGGGAUUAACAUCAAGGCCUAUAUUUCGACACCAUUUGGUGUGCCGGGAAAGACUACCGGAACCAUGUUUUCUCAGUUAACUGACGUGCAUAUAGCGGCCGGCUAUGAACCCGAAAUGAUAGGUCUGCGCGCCUGUACUUUGGCCUCGAAUUUGGCCAUUUUCGGUAAAGCACAGUCGAUGGACAGCGAGUUAGAUAUGAUUAUCAAUACAUCGCAAAAAGCACAGGAAGUUAUUGCCAGUAUUUUGCAUUUUAUCGAUGAAAGCAUAUUGACUGGUAAUAAAUCAAUACCCAGUAAUAGCAAUGAUAUCGGCAGACAAUUGAUGGCCACAAUUGAAAGUAUUGUACCAUUUGGUGGUGAAGACGAUGACUCUUUGAAUGCUAAUCUUAAAGACCUUCUAAUGGUUGUCUAUUUGACAAAUCUAACUAAAACACAACUCGUAUUGAAUGAGAAAUUAAGUUUACUUCAAAUUAAUUAAAAAUUAGUUUUAUUUCGUCUCUUAAAUACUUUGUAAUCACUUGUGGUAAUUGCAUGUCUUUAAAAAAAAUUGUCACCAAUUUGUAUAAGUU